UAUACCCACAUCGAUAUACACCGAAAUAUGAAAUUAGCAAAUGAUUUCGUAUAUUUUUAAAAUGACAUAAACCAGUAUCGUUUGGUCUUUGAAGAACGCAUAUCGCACUGUUUGUAUAUAGAUAUUGUUUUAUUUGUUCACGAUAUUACGUUCUCAUUUUGUCUUCAGUUAUAAAAGACAGUACAAUACAUUAAAUUGUAUACAGUUCUCUACCCAAAUUCCAAACAAACAGUUACGAUUUCAAUAAUAAUAGAAAACAGUUCUUCUAUCAAACUCUUCCAAAAUGGGUAUUAAAACAUUCACUAUAGCUGUGGUAAUUUUGACCUUUCUAAGCACGUCAUUUCAAGGAGCAAAUGCACUAAAGUGUUGGAAUUGUAUAACGGGUGUUAAAGGUUGUGAUGAUCCGUUUGAUCCAAAUGAAAUCAGCAAUCAACUUCUGACAGACUGUCCCUGGGUAUGCGUCAAGACUGUUAAUGGUUAUAAUAACCAGAUGUUUGGAGAAGGGAAAGUGUACGCUCGAAGCUGCAACAUUGAGAAUAUUUGUGAUGUGCAUACAUCAGAUUUCUGUGAAACUUGCAAAACCGAUGGUUGCAACGGCUCAGCACAAAAUGGAGCAACUUGUGAAAUUGUCAUCAAUUCAACGGCAUUAGCCAUAUCUACUGGGAUUCUUUAUGGGAUUUUAAUCUCAUAGAACUGAACGAAAUAAUUUGCAACAAGCAAAAUAUAUAUUUAACAGCUGUUUAUAAAUAGACAUUUGGAGAUUUUAUAAAUAAAAAUGAUCGCAAUUCACUUGAUAG
Sitodiplosis mosellana (orange wheat blossom midge) is the source of this 797-nucleotide messenger RNA. RefSeq lists its product as uncharacterized. The record is from RefSeq and is a predicted model, not a curated record. The coding region runs from base 284 to 691 and encodes 135 amino acids. NCBI's taxonomy places the organism in Eukaryota, Metazoa, Arthropoda, Insecta, Diptera, Cecidomyiidae. The transcript has 3 exons.